AACACUCACAAAACGUUUGUUUUCAUUGCAUUUGGCACUCAAUUCAUUGGAUUCACUAUUAAUUGUGAUUAACUGUCGACCGAAACAAUGGGAAAGGGAUUCAAUAACUUUAUGUGCAAAAAGCCUUUCCAUCCCGCGUCCAGGGAUAACAUCAAAAGGGUAUGGAUGGCUGAACAGAGAGACAUCGACAACAAGAAGAAGGAGGACGACCUCAGGGCUCAGUACGAGAAGGAACAGGACUUGUAUAACAACAGGCUAUUAGUGAGUACGGAAAGUAAGGACAAGUUGUCGCUCAACUUCAUGUAUGAGGCGCCUAAAGGGGCGCAGAAGGAACGGCUCAAAGAGGACGACGAACCCGAGUAUAAGUUUGAAUGGCAGCGAAAUGCUCCCCGAGAAAGUUUUGCCAAAAACAAUAUGGAUAUCAGAGACCAACCGUUUGGCAUUCAAGUCCGUAAUGUUCGGUGCAUUAAAUGCCACAAAUGGGGUCAUUUAAACACCGACCGCGAGUGUCCGCUCUAUAACCAGGGAAGCUCUCUAAUGGACGGAUCAAAUAAGGUGUGUCCGGACGAACUCAUGAGAGCCAUGCAAGAGGACGGUCUCGCCCUCAAGAAGAGUAUUGUCGGCCAACACUUCGAUCCAAAUGAGUUGAAUCAAGUGAUGAUCGCUCAGGAAGAAGAUCCCGAAACCACUUUCUUAAAGACCUUAUCCUAUAAGGAGAAGAAGAAGUUAUUGAAAAAGUUAAAUAAAUUAAGUGUCGCUUCGAAUGGCGACUCAAAAUCAAAGCACAAGAAACACAAGAGUCAUAAAAAGAGCCGAAAAGGCAGUGAAAAGGAUUCGCACAAAGAAAGGGAUCAAAGAAGACAUUCGGAUAAAAAGAGAAGUCAUAGAAGCGAUGAUUCGGAUGAGUCUAAGCAUAGAAGACAUAAAAGAGAUCACAAGAGAUCUGAUACAAGAGAUAGCGUCGACUCCUCUAAUAAAAAACGAAGGCAUUAAAGAAAUGAUGAUUUCAUAUCUAAAACAUCA
Molecule: messenger RNA, 1023 nt
Organism: Medioppia subpectinata
Lineage: Eukaryota; Metazoa; Arthropoda; Arachnida; Sarcoptiformes; Oppiidae
Source: the annotation of a GenBank genome assembly